Molecule: messenger RNA, 3234 nt
Organism: Effrenium voratum
Lineage: Eukaryota; Dinophyceae; Suessiales; Symbiodiniaceae
Source: the annotation of a GenBank genome assembly
CUUCCGCCCAAGACGCAUUGCUGAGGGUUGACGGGACACCGUCGGCCCCCCAACGUAGAGUCGCCGCGAUGCGGUCCUACUCGCUGCCCACAUGGCCACUGCAGUCGGAGGGGUUCCAGCGCAAGCCCAUGACGGACGAGCUCACGCGGAAGGAGGAUCUCUGGCUGGCGGAUGCCAAGGAGUUUUUGGCCAACUGCCCCGAGUGGCCCGCGGCCCCCGUUGCCAAGGAGAAGAGAAAGACUUGAAGCGGCGCCUGCAGUCUGUGAACUUUUUAGCCUGGCAGAAAGGGCAGCUCACCGACAAUCUGCGGCGGAAGAGCGAGCAGACCUUGGUGGCUGCCGCGGAUCUCCGGGAGCUGGUCACCGCGGUGUGGCGCGAUGGACAUGCAGCGCAGGAGGAGGAGGAGGCCUUGUGUCGGGCCGAGGAGGAGUUGCUGGCGUCACGGAGCCGCUGCGCCGCGGAGCUGGAGGAGGGCUGUGGCGGCAGCUGGACCUUCGGGAGAAACAGCUGGAGGAGCGCGCGCAGAAGGUGCUCGCCCCGGAUCUCUCCCUGGAGCUCUUAGAAGUCGGCCGACUCUCUGAGGCGGUCUGCGGCCAGGCGGGCGAUCUGCAAGAUGAGACCUCCACACUGCUGGAUCUGCAUCAGGAUCUGGAGACCAGGGACGCCGCACUUGAAGCCCAGGAGGCCGCUUUCGCCUGCUUCGUGGAGAGUCUCGCGGAUGCCCCCAAGUGUGACGAUUUGCGUGUAGGCGUGGCCCGGCAGCUGGCUGGCGGUGACACGGAGAGUCUCGAGGCUCUGCUCUCUGUGCUCGCAGGCGAGGGCGAGGACGUGGCCGAGCUCGCCAGUGAGGCAUUCUCCAGCCCCGAGGCCUGCGCUCCCAGGCCACAAGACAGCCCAACGUGGGCGAGCGAAGACAUAUCCCCCGAAGGGCAACAGGACUCGGGCUACGAUGAGUGGCUGGAAGAAGCGCUGGAAGAAGGCGAGGAGGAGGAGCUGGAGGUGGAUAUGGAGGAGGAUGCAGAAGAGGAAUUGCUCGAAGACGAGGCGGAGCCUGCCAGAGAUGCUUUGCUAGGCACUGUGGACAGCAGCCCGGGCACUGCCUUGCCCUCCGAGAGCCGCUUCAUCGGCUUUCCGGGCCUCAAGGCGCCUGACUCUGCGAAGUCCUCGGGUGGCGCAGCGCCUCGACCCACUUUCCCGGUGUCGGCAAGAGUGGUAUCUCACGCAGUGGCCACGCCGGCACCGUACGUCACGAUGUGCAACCCCCACGGAGCUGCCAUGCGGCCUCUCCGCGGCGAUCUCGUGACCACCUGGCCGCAAAAGAAAUCCUCCGAGGGGUCCCGUGGCUUCGGUGCGGCGAGGGGCUUGGCGCCCUGCUUCGUCGUGGCGUCGGCUCCCUCCCAGGUCGCACCGAGCCGUGCGCCAGCCUUGAAAUCGAGGACUCCUCAGAAGUUGCAGUGGCUUAGAGGCUGGGAGCUGGCGCUUUUGGCAGGUGCCGCCAGCAAGAGACGAGCAGUGGUCACUAGACGUGCGCAGCUGGCGAAAACCACGCCGGUGUCGCCGCCGGUGGAACAUGUGGACAUGGAGCUAGAUUUUGCAGAACGAGCCCAAGAUGCCUUGAUGAAGACAGGCAGGGAGCACGAGAAAGGUGUGAUCACCUGGAACCAGCCGGGCUGGGAUUUCAAAGACGUGGCCAAGAUCUUUGUGCUCUCCGGCAAGGGAGGCAACGGCUGCAAGUCCUUCCAUCGCGAGAUGUACAUGCCCCUCAUGGGCCCUGACGGUGGCAGCGGAGGGCAAGGUGGCGAUGUGAUUCUCGAGUGUCGCUCCGAGAUGUCCAACACGUUGAAGCAGUUCCGCGAGCGGACGCACUACUACGCAGGCAACGGCAGGGUCGGCAUGGGCAGCAGUCGUACGGGUGCGAAGGGCAACGAUUUAGUCCUGCGCGUGCCCCCCGGUACCGUGGUCUAUGUACGGGAACGCUGGGUGCCGGGCUGCGACAACAAGACCAAUGAGCUUCCCUUUGAGCAGAUGCUGAUUCGACAUGAGGACAUCUCGGAGCGGCGUUUGAUCGGUGAGCUCACGCAACAUGGGCAGCGUCUGCGUGUGGCGCGAGGUGGGCGCCCGGGCAAGGGCAACGAGGCCUUCAAGACGCCCACGAAUACGGCGCCUUUCUUCUUUACCAAGGGCGAGCCAGGCCGCGGGCGCUGGAUAGACCUCGAACUCAAGAUUAUCUCAGACAUUGGCAUCAUCGGCGUGCCAAACGCCGGGAAAUCGUCGCUACUUCAUGCGGUCACCGACAAGCAGCCGAAGAUCGCCGCGUACCCCUUCACUACCACAGAGCCCAACCUGGGCCUUUGGAAGCGAGACGUGCACGGCGGCCUCACGCUGGUGGAUGUGCCGGGCCUGAUCGACGGCGCAGCCACUGGCCGCGGCAUGGGCAUCCGAUUCCUGCGCCACAUCGAGCGCUGCAAGACGCUUCUCCACGUCAUCGACGGGAACUCUGAGGAUCCCCUGGGCGACUAUGAGGCUAUCCAGCAGGAGCUCAAGAAUUACAGCUCGGAGGUUGUGCUGAAGCCGCAAGUGAUUGUGGUGAACAAGGCGGACCUGCCUGAUGUGCAGGAACGCCUCCCGAAACUUAUGCAGGAGUUGCGGAGGCGCAGUGGACACACCCGGGUCUUCGACAUAUCGGCAGCAACCAGGUACAACUGUGACAAGCUGAUGGAUCGUGUCCAUAAAUGGUACAAGUCCGUGGUGAAGAAGGAGUGGGAAGAGAAGGGCACGCCAGUGGAAGACAGCAAAGAAGCCGGGCUCGUGGUGGGAAGGCGUGAGCUGACGCAGCUGGGCGGAAAGGUGGAGGAGGUGGCCCGAGGGAACUUGGUGCAGUUGGACGAGGAGCUGCCGAAGGGGCGCAGAAGGAAGACCCAGUUCCAGUCCAAAGUGGAGUGGGAUGUCAUCGAUGAGGCUUGGCGGCUGAUCCAUCCGGAAGUCGAAAAGGUGGCCAAACUCACGGACUGGAGCUAUGAGAGCGGCUACGACCGCUUGAACGCAGUGCUCAAGGCCACGGGCAUGUCGGAGGCCAUGAAGCUCAUGGGCUUGAAGGAGGGCGAGACCAUCAUCGUGCAUGAGAAGAAGUUCUCCUAUAACCCGGAGAUGAUGGGACUGGAGUCCAGGAUGUUGUUCGGGCAGCUGGAGCUGAAGACGAAGAAGGAAGUCAAGCAGAAGAACCCCACACGUUGA